AUGAGCCGUGAGGACAGGGUCAUGGAGUUCACACAGCCCCAGUACCACACGCCCGCCGUCCCCCGGUCGGUCAAGUUCGAAUUGGUCACCGACUCUACCCAGUACCGGGCGCGAUUACCCAUGAGGGUACAGAUCUACCCCCACGAUACAACUGAGUCCAUCAUCACCACCGUCAAGAACUUCUAUGGUCUGUACCCGAGCGCCACAAGCUGUCCCGGCGUCAGCUUCGAGGAUGAGCAUGGGAACACCAUCAUCGGAAGGUAUGAGAACUUCCGCCACAACUCGGUUGUGCCCGCAGCAACAGUCACAGCAUCUGUCACGGCCCGGUUCCAGGUCCUCCAGGCGGCGCAGCGUCUCACCGACCAACGUCCACGAGCGACGAAGCGCUUCUACCAGUACGAAUGUGAAAGCAUGAAUGGCUACAGCAGCGGCGAUAAUGCCCCGGGCUCCUCCUCGGGCAAGUCCAAGGAGCAGAUCGGCAGCACCGAGAUCAGCCUCGACAACAUUGUCGAAGGCGGCCGUCGCAAGCGAGCCAAGUUUGAGAGCUCUGAGCUGCCCCUUUUCGCACCUCCUCAGAUGCCUGCUGCCCUAUCCAACCCUUCAGUCUCUCCAGCUCGCCGCAUUGAGCACAACCGUGCGACCCUUCCGUUCGUACAACCUGGUCAGAAUCCCUUUACCAACCCUCGGCUGCUGCAGUCGCCGCAAAGUUAUACACCCGGCUACAAUGGUGUUGGCAUGUAUGCCACUCCUGUCACCGAUACUCGCCGUGCGAGGAGCACAAUUGGCUACUCUAAUGCCUUGGGCAUCGGCCCGAACAUGGGCAUCUUGCCGACGCCAGACCCCACCGUCGGCAGCUGCAUGUCGGAAGAGGACAAGGACGUGGCCAUCCAAUUGAUGCGUCUCGGCGAUAUCUCCAACAUUUCCCAUGGUCGUACUUCUGCCUCUACACUUGACGAUACCUUUAGCCGCAAUGCGGACGCAGCUUCCUCGACUGGCGCCACUAGCGAUGGUGACAGCGAGAGCGACGGCGAGAAGCAGCCCGUGCGGAAGCAAAAGCUCGACGCGGUUGGCACCAGCAAGAAGAUAUAUCCCACCACCGAAACCCAUUUCAGCCCUGCCAACGCCGAGUUCGAGCCGAGCGAAGACGAGGAUGUCUAUUCCGACGGCGGAGAGGGCACAAUGAGUGCCCCCAAGCUGAAGGCGCCAAAGUUGCCCAACGGCCAGAAGCCUCGAUCUCAGUCCACCAAUGUGAAGCCAAAGACCGCGAAGGCAAGCAAGCCCACCAAGCCUGCUUCCGGCGCCAAGGCCAAGAAAUCUGGCAGCAUCAUCCCCAACGGCCCGAUGUCUCCCACCUCUCUACCGGCAUCCCGCAAGCCGUCCAUUGUGUCCAACGCAGGUGCUGCCAGCAGCGUGCAGGGUGACGAGGACCACCCCGAUCUCUCUACGAAGCCGCGAUGCCAGCGCUGCCGGAAGAGCAAGAAGGGGUGCGACAGACAGCGCCCUUGCGGCAGAUGCCGCGAUGCUGGGAUUCCCGCCGAGUUGUGCAUCAGCGAAGACGAGGGCAACGGCCGGAAGGGUCGCUACGGUCGACACAUGGGCGUGCCCGUCGUCGGCGGCAAGGAGGAGAUGCCGGCGCCCGCCAAUCCCUUGCUGCCUGCCGCGCCGAUUGCCACGGCCAUGGUUGCAAUGACUGCCGCUAGCUCUGCGGACAAGAAUAAGAAGCGGAAGAGGUAG
Messenger RNA from Diaporthe citri, 1734 nucleotides. RefSeq lists its product as uncharacterized. The transcript has 4 exons. Bases 1 to 1734 code for a protein of 577 amino acids. Gene Ontology annotation, biological process: regulation of DNA-templated transcription. Gene Ontology annotation, molecular function: zinc ion binding; DNA-binding transcription factor activity, RNA polymerase II-specific. Lineage: Eukaryota; Fungi; Ascomycota; Sordariomycetes; Diaporthales; Diaporthaceae. The record is from RefSeq and is a predicted model, not a curated record.